UUUUGUGUUUUGUGUAAAUUCUGUGAAAUGCAACUUGAAUGAGGAUCAAUUUUGAUAUUUAGGACUGAUGAGAGCUUUAUUGAAGUGCAAAAAUAAUGUUUGUUAAGUUUCACCUUUUAGUGUAUAUAUAAUUUUGUAGUCUGAUAGGAAUUUGCAUGCUUUUGUUGGAAUUGCUGCUAAUUUCUGCAAUCUGCAGAUUUUUGCUACUGUUCAUGCUACUGUUCAUGCUGCUAAAAAGGUCAAUUUCUACAUUUUUUCUGCAAUUCUUGGUUGAUUGGAACUUGUCUGAAAUGCUGCUGAAAAUAUGCUUUUGGUGUAAGUUUAGGAAGGAGACCAUUUCAUUUAAAUGUGCAAAAAUGAUAAUCACAAUUGGUGCCUAAAAUGGACAAUGAUUGCAAAAGCUAAAUGAACAUGUGCUAUGCUUAGUAAGUUAUGAGAGAGAUAAACUGAAAUCCCUAAAUUUUAUGGUGUUUGUGUGUAUUUGGUAACUGCUAAGGGUUACAAUGGCAUUCCAUAACUUUUGGACUGAUUUUGGUAAGCAAAACCACAAUUUUGCCCAGAACCUGCCGAAACUUGCUGAUGACAUUGCUUGUCAAGCAAAGUCUUAAGCAACUUCUGCUGAACCUUAUGCCUAACCCUAAGCAUGACCCAAAUUACCACAUGUCUACCCCACAUUUUAAAAGGCCCAGCAUUUCCGCCAAUUUUCCAAAAACCUCGCCAACACUCCCGAUAAACCUCGUCGACUUCCUUCCUCACGCCAUUUUUUCCGGCAAAAUUUUUACAGGAAGCCGAAAGGUUUCAUCCUUUUCGUUAAAAUGACAAGAACCAAAAUGUGGUCCUCUCACAAACCUAAACUCAGAGGACUUCGACAUUCUGUCAAAUCUAAAAUGGGCACUCCAUCCUCAUUACCCACAAACCCUAACCCCAGCCCCAGUCCGCCAUUACCUCAGUCCCCACCGCCACAAACGCCGCCAUUACCACAAUCACCACCACCUCAGUCACCGCCCCCGCCUCCAAGCCAAAUACCACCUCUCAUCCCGCCGACUCCCCUCUCGCCGCAAUCCGAGCCGCCAAAUGAAACACCAAUUACAGACACCCAUUCCCCAGAACCAACGCCUGACCCUGUUCCUACCCAAACAAAAACAAAAGGGAAAACAAAAAGGGCCGCUGGUAGACUCAAAGAAACCCCUGUCGGAAAAAGGAAACGAGUACCCUCUGUCCCUUUCGACUUAAACUCUCCACCUCAGUCCUCUGAACCAGUUAGCAAAAGGACGUGUCCUCUUCGCAAACCCAGCACCAGGCGUGCAAACACGAUAACCAGUCUCCCUUACAUUCUCCAGCACCUGCGUCAUCUGCGGAUACUAUAG
Molecule: messenger RNA, 1367 nt
Organism: Hevea brasiliensis (rubber tree)
Lineage: Eukaryota; Viridiplantae; Streptophyta; Magnoliopsida; Malpighiales; Euphorbiaceae
Exons: 1
Coding region: 816-1367 (183 amino acids)
Source: RefSeq, a predicted model, not a curated record